CCUAUAAAUAUCAUAUUUAAACGGCUGAUAAAAAUAAUCCUUUUUUAAUUUUUUGACAAUUCGUUUAACGGUUGCCGUGGAUACGAAUUUAUUAUUUAUUUUGAAAGAUUUUUUUUCUCGAACUAAAAAAUGGAUUCCGUAACUAGCACGGAUGACUUGAAUUUGGAAAUGAAAACUAUCCAAGAGAAUGUCCUGUUGGACAUAAUUAAAGAAUUACGCAGUGAGAGUAAAUUAUCAACAAAACUGAAAGGAAAAGUGAAUAGGAUAAUAGCCGAAUGUGACCUCACGCAUCACUCAAGUCUUCACAAGAUGAGCACUGCUGAUGAAAGCACUUCUACGUUAUUAGGAUUCAUGCACCAAACAUCAGCCGAGUUGUCAUAUGAGGAGCAAGCGGAACUCAAUCAAGCAAUUAUACAGAAGAUACAAAACAAAAUACCCACACUCACCUCAGAGUUGGAACAUCUGAAACAGACUGCUGUUAAUGGCAAAAAGUCUCGCAAGGAGCAAAUGAAAGAACUGCAGGAAGGUCUGGAUGAUAAGCUGAAUACGCUCCAGGAGCAGGAGAAUGAGAAAGUGGAGCUGAUGAUGGAGUGGCUGAACCACCGGCUGCAGGAGGUCACCAGGUUCAAUGACAGCUCCAGCGAACUGCUCACAUUGAAGACUAGGGUCUUGGAGCUCAAAUCUAAGAUUCUACAUCUUCAAAUUCUUCAAAACAUUUUCACCGAAACCAAUCAAUCUAUAAAGGCGUAUAGUGAAGUACACAAAGACCUUAGAGACAGCAUAAAAGAAACGGAGCAGAGAAUAAAAAAUUUCAGAGAUAUUAUAGAAAGUGAUUUCGACUGAUAUAUCGUAUUUUUAUAUAAAUGUUUAGGAUCUAAGUAUUUUACGAAUAAUGAAAUUAUAUGCGUUUAUGGCAGGGACAUGACCUGGAAUAUGAAUAUA
Molecule: messenger RNA, 942 nt
Organism: Manduca sexta (tobacco hornworm)
Lineage: Eukaryota; Metazoa; Arthropoda; Insecta; Lepidoptera; Sphingidae
Exons: 4
Coding region: 130-843 (237 amino acids)
Source: RefSeq, a predicted model, not a curated record